GUGACCCAUUAUCAUUUAUUGAAAUACUCGUAUUGCUUUGCGGCAAAAGAAGAAAAAGUUAGUUUCUUGGCAUCUACUCUAGGGGGGCUUUGGACAUAUAAAUACACACAUUCUUUGCUGCACACUUCCAAGCCUAAUCUUCACAUUCAAGCCAAGUCUUGAUCCUUUUUCUUCAACGAUAUUCAUUUAUUCUUUAACCCCUUCUUCAAAGUGACUACUCUUCUUCUUCUUCAGAAAUACUAGCAGUAGUCUAUUCCAAGUCCUCCCCAGUCAUGGCAGAUCAAACACCUCAGCAUUUGGGACCCAACCAAACAGGGUGUGGUUUCGUGGGAUCUAUAUUUCAGCGCAAGGCCUUCGUCAGGCCACGAUCAGCGUCAACACCGCCACUGCCUGCUAUAAAAGAUGCUACCGCUGCCAGGCAUUCCACCAGCUCCAUCAAGCACUCCAGAGACCACAGUAUUAAAAUCAAACGAAGACGAGCUAGCUCCGGGGAUUCCACUUAUUUAGAUUCCACUAUAAUAGCAGCAGCUGCAAAGCCCCCGCCUCCUCCAAAACAUACUAAAACCCCCUCACAAAAGCCUCCUCCUGCUGUUUCUGUUAGUCCCAGGCAUUCAAGAAACAAGACUUCAGAUUCAAGCCGCGAUCAACUCCCAUACACUAAAUGGCUCAAAAAAGAACCUACUUUCACGGAGAGUGAGCUGAGCAUGAGAAUUGCUGUCCGCCAGAAAUCCACACCAACUGGAGGAAUCUUGUAUCGUGCUUCUUCAAACAAUGGAAUGCUUCCCAGCCACUUGGGCAACUUGAAGCAGCAAGGGGGAGGAGCUAAGGCCUCCUCAGGGAAGACAUCUGCCAACAGCCAUGUAACAAGUUUGAGUAAAGGAGGCCGUUCGAUUCACACUCCCAUGCUUAUGGGCAACAUCGUGAAGAAGCCCAGUGGGAAGACUAAAGCUCAACACAGAUUCGAUUCCGAGACGUUGAAGUUGAUGGGAAAUGAGAAUUAUAAAGAGGGGAGAUAUGAGGAGGCUAUUGCUUUAUACCAAGAGGCCAUUGCUCAAGAUCCAAGUAAAGCAUCGUAUUAUAGCAACAAAAGUGCUGCUUUGAUAGGUUUAGGCCGUCUUAUUGAGGCUGUGUUUGACUGUAGAGUGGCUAUACGGAUUUAUCCAAUGUAUCAAAGAGCUCAUCAACGAUUAGCAAAACUCUACCUCAGAUUAGGGGACGCGGACAAGGCACUGAGUCAUUACAAACAAUUAGGAGCCAAGGCUGAUGCAAUAGAAGUUUCACUAGCCGAAGCCCUUAAGAUGCAUCUGACCAAGACCAAAGAAGCCAGAACAGUAAGAGACUGGGAAUCAGUAGAAGAGGAGAGCCAUUUGGCAAUCUCAUCUGGUGCAGAUUCUUCUCCUCAGAUAUAUGCUUUAAAAGCAGAGGCCUUGCUGAAUCUCGGUAAACACCAAGAAGCCUAUACCAUAAUUCAAAAAGGGCCAAACUACGACACAAAUUUAUGCAUCCAGUUUUUGGGGGCUGCUGGUUGUUCUGAUCUGUUAACAACCAAAGCACAAGUUUACAUGGCAGCUGGCAGAUUUGAGGAGGCAGUGGCUGCUGCUCAAUGUGCAGCAAAACUUGAUCCAACCGAGGAGGCAAAAGCUACAGCAGAGAGGGCUCUGGCCUUGGCAUCAGCUCGAUCAGAAGGCAACCAGCUGUUUAAAGCAUCAAAAUUCACAGAUGCCUUGAAAGUGUACAGUGAAGGACUACAACAUCAGGCACUUAAUUCUGUAUUAUUAUGCAAUCGUGCAGCUUGUCUAUCUAAGUUGGGCGAAUACGAGAAAGCAGUGGAGGAUUGUACAGCAGCCCUUGCUUUAAGGCCUUCAUAUGCUAAGGCCAGAUUAAGAAGAGCAGAUUGUUUCUCAAAGCUCGAAAGAUGGGAGGCAUCAAUUCAAGAUUAUGAGAUUAUGCUCAAAGAGAAUCCAAAAGACAGAGAUGUAGAGAAAGCUCUGUAUGUAGCUCAAGUCCAUGCUCAGAAGCAGCUAAGUGAAGACAUAAGGAACAUGAAAAAUAAUGCUUCUUCAAACCUUGUUAUGAUUUCCAGCAAAGAACAUUUCAGACGCUUUGUAAUUGCGCCGGGCAUGUCUGUAGUGCUCUUCUGCAACAAAUCAUCUCACGUAAAACUGUUUCAGCUAAUGGAGCAGGUUUGCUUAAGAUUUCCAUCCAUCAACUUUCUCAAGGUGGAGAUAGAAGAUAACCCAUACAUUAUGCAAUUAGAAGAUGUUAACUCGGUCCCAGCCUUCAAGAUAUACAAGAAUGGAUCAACAAUAAAGGAAAUAUCUGGUGAAAAUUUUGAGUCAUUAGAAAGUUCAGUCAAGAUGAUCAGUUGUACACCAUAUAAUUAACCAAGGAGCGGAUUAGACCUUCAGGACGAAGAAGAACAAUAAUGGUUUAUAGUCUCCAAAUUUUCGUUUUCAGUGAUUGAAGGAGAGCUGAUAAAGUGUGGUGCCAUUUGUUCAUAACUUGUAAUUUCACCUGCCAGCACUAAGAAAUUAGAAGAGGCUUCAUAUGUAUUGAUUAAAGAUCAACUGUACAGAAGUUUUGAUGGUUUGUAAUGUCUCCUAAUUUGUCAUAGCAAAAUACACAUAUUUAAUAUGUUUAUUAUUCCA
Daucus carota subsp. sativus is the source of this 2648-nucleotide messenger RNA. Its product is annotated as TPR repeat-containing thioredoxin TTL1. The record is from RefSeq and is a predicted model, not a curated record. Gene Ontology annotation, molecular function: protein binding. Gene Ontology annotation, cellular component: cytoplasm. The transcript is spliced from 7 exons. NCBI's taxonomy places the organism in Eukaryota, Viridiplantae, Streptophyta, Magnoliopsida, Apiales, Apiaceae. Bases 273 to 2384 code for a protein of 703 amino acids.